This is a messenger RNA of Manacus vitellinus (golden-collared manakin), 1515 nucleotides long. Its product is annotated as lateral signaling target protein 2 homolog. Gene Ontology annotation, biological process: negative regulation of epidermal growth factor-activated receptor activity. Lineage: Eukaryota; Metazoa; Chordata; Aves; Passeriformes; Pipridae. Gene Ontology annotation, cellular component: early endosome membrane. The record is from RefSeq and is a predicted model, not a curated record. The transcript is spliced from 12 exons. Bases 1 to 1515 code for a protein of 504 amino acids.
AUGCGGCUGAACUUGUUCGUCCUGCUCUGCCCCCCGGGGAAACUGAGGCACGGGUGGCGCUCCGACCCUCGCCUGCUCUCCCAGUUCUUCUUUGCCGAUGAGAGGGUGACAGCGGUGGUGGCCGAGAUCAACGGGCUGGAUGCCGAACUGGACCCGCAGCAGUACCUGGUGCUCCUCAACCAGCUCCACCUCAGUCAGGCUCACCUGCUGGCCAUCCUGGAGCGGAUCAUGGAGGAGUGCAUCCCCACGCAGCGGUACAGCCGGGACUACCUAGUCAAGUUCCCCGAGGAGCUCUUGGUGGACAACUUGGGGAACCACAUGCUGUUUGCUGCUGAGUGUCUCCUGGCUGGGACCUUCCCGGAGGUGGAGGAGGCGGACAGGGCACAGCUGCGGCCCCAGGCCAGGAACCUGCUGUGCAGCCUGGAGCUGGUGCGGACAGUGCUGCGGGAGCAGAGCCUGAGCCAGCCCAAUUCCUACCCGGAGCCCGUCCGGGCUGUGCUUAUCCAGUUCGACCAGCUCUUUGCAGAGUUUGAGCUGAGCUAUGUGUCCUCGCUGGUGGCAGUGAAGUCUCCCGAGGAGAUCUACAGGCAGCAGGAGAUCAUUGUGCUGUUCUGUGAGACGGUGGAGAGAGCCCUGCGCCUGGGCUACCUGACCCAGGAGAUGAUCGAUGGCUACGAACCGCUGCUGAUGUUCACCAUCCCUCGCUUGGCCAUUGUCAGCGGCCUCCUCAUCUACCCCGAGGGUCCCCUCAGCCUGGAGCGGAGCCCUGAGGAGAUGUCCCGGGUCUUCAGCCCCUUCUACAACCUCCUGAAGAAGAUCAGGGAGCUGCUGCGGGUGCUGUCAGUGGAGGAGCUCUGCCUGCUGGAGAGGAGCCUGUGCACAGCUGAACCAGAGGAUCCCUGUGGUCCGGACAUCACCCCAGUGUGGGGAGCAGCUGUGCCCAGAGAGGACCCCCCUGCUCCCUUUGGUCUCCUGGACAUCCCCUGUGCCACACCACCAGCCCUCACCUGCACGACGCUACUGGGACCCUCUGGUGCCGUCGACAACCCAGGCACCGACUGGCAGUGGGGCCCCCAGAUCCCCAGGAGCAGCCCAGGGAUAGGUGCCACCCUGGGUGCCCGCUGCUCAGAGCUGCGCUGCCGGUACAGCAGCACCAAGGACAUGCUGCACACCCUCUUUGUCUGCAUCUCUGGAGUUGCCGAUCAGCUCCAGACCAACUUUGCCAGUGACAUGCGCAGCAUCUUGAAAACGGUCUUCAAGAUUGUGGCCUCGCAGGCGGAGCCCUUGGAGGAGCCCAGUGCCAGCCGAAAGAAGGAUGAUGACUCCUGUGUGGCAGAUGCUCCUCGUGUGGCCGACUGCCCACUGUGCUCCAGCCCCACAGAGGCUGCCGGGCUCUGGAGGGCAGAGGAUGCCGAGGUAGAGGUGGAUGGUGUGGUGUUCGGUGGGGACCUGCUGCACGCCUUCGGCACCGGGAGGGACCACAGCUACUCCAGCCUCCACAGCCCGGAAUCCUGA